Melampsora larici-populina 98AG31 is the source of this 690-nucleotide messenger RNA. RefSeq lists its product as uncharacterized. The transcript has a single exon. The record is from RefSeq and is a predicted model, not a curated record. NCBI's taxonomy places the organism in Eukaryota, Fungi, Basidiomycota, Pucciniomycetes, Pucciniales, Melampsoraceae. Gene Ontology annotation, molecular function: palmitoyl-(protein) hydrolase activity. The coding region runs from base 1 to 690 and encodes 229 amino acids. Gene Ontology annotation, cellular component: membrane.
AUGAAUCUCGGUAUAUUCGCUCUUGCCCCUCGAGGCUAUUGGAAUUCUUCUGGACCAUUUCCAUUCCCAUUCACGUGCUUCAGUAGACCUUCUCAUCGGCUUACUGAGGCGGGGGUUGUGAUUGACUAUCAACGAGGAUUGAAUCAUUUGCUUGAAACAACGGAUGCUCCAAUUUGGCUCCUGGGGCAUUCUCUCGGGGCUGCUGCUGCUGUUCAACUCCUUCAUCGGGUUUCACUAACUGAUCCAAAGGGAGACGUAAGAUACAAGAGGAUUAGGGGGAUGAUACUCGAGAAUCCACUUCCAUCCAUCCGAAAAAUGGUCAAAGUACUUUACCCAUCCCCAUAUGUUCCAUAUCACUAUCUAGGACCAUUCGUACGAGAUAAAUGGGAUACCAUCAAAGCUUUUGAAUCUUCACAUCAUUCGAAAAAUUCAAUAUUUUCAACAAUACCUCUCUUGGUACUUCAGAGUGAAAGAGACGAACUUGUACCACCUAGUUUGACUAGGAGAGUAUAUGAAGCUGCUAUUGGAAAACCGAUGGGACUGAAGAAUGAUCAUCUGAUUGGUAAGAAUGUUAUCCAGCGAUAUCGUUCCAUUCCUAGAGCUUUACAUGAUGAUGCGUAUACGAAACCACGCUACCGGCUUGAAAUUUUUCAGUUUAUUAGAGACACCAUUUCUUCUCAUGGAAAUUGA